UGUACCUGUAGACCACCCGCACCCCCACCCCUCCCUGCCUGAUGGUAUGAUCCUUGUCUGUCAUCACCUGACUGGUCGCAAGGACGUCAUUAACACCACAACAGUCAGUGCAUGGAGUGCCCGUGGCCCGGAGAAGAUCAUCCUAUCAGUCUGCCUUGAAUUCAUUUGUUUUUUUUUUAAAACGACUCUCGGAUGGGAGCCGGCUCUUGUCUUCACUUGAAAGAGCCGGCUCAAAGAGCCGACUCGUUCGCGAGGAAGAACCAUCUGCCGUAGGUAGGAAUGAAGAGCUGGUGUAACGGGAUUCCUGCAGAUGUUUACGCUCCUUUUAACUCUGCUGCUCCUCCAUCGUACAACUACAAGUCAAAGUAAAAAGAGAAAGCAUGAAGACCAACAGGAUGAUCGUCCAUACUGUAUAUGAAGAAGUUGCCAAAUGCCUUCGUGCUGUUCAUGAAGGAGCAGAGGCCAAAUGUUGUGGCCAAACUGAACAUCAGCGGAAGUGCUGCGAUAAAUACCAUGCUGGGACAGAGGUGGAAGUCGCUGUCGAAAGAGGAGCAAGCCAAAUAUUAUGAAGGGGCAGACAAAGAGCGACAGCUCCACUCACAGCGACACCCCGACUGGUCAUCCAGCAACACUUACGGAAAAAAGAGACAGAGGGAGAGGAGCAAGACGCCCCAAAAGGCUGAAGACUCACAGUCUGAGGACUCCAAACAGCAGAGGUGAAAGGCCAAACCUCUAAAAGCAAAGCUGAGCCGUGACAUCUGAUGUCUGAGGCCCUGCCCCUCCUCGCAGCCUUUCCCAACAACGCCUCGCGCUGUGUUGCUGACGUCUGUCUUUCCUGCGUCCGUGCCAGGAAAACCCAGAUUGUGUUGUGAUGAAGUAGAAGAGGAAAUGCAGGAAGAGCCGAGAAGAGAUUAUGUGGAAAGGUUUUUUCUCACUAAGAAGGCGCCCUCUUUAUUGUAAUUAAGAUUACAAUAACGGAGAUAAAGAUAACUCUAUUUGUAUUAAAAGUAUU
Messenger RNA from Sebastes umbrosus (honeycomb rockfish), 1012 nucleotides. RefSeq names its product lymphoid enhancer-binding factor 1-like. Gene Ontology annotation, molecular function: RNA polymerase II cis-regulatory region sequence-specific DNA binding; DNA-binding transcription factor activity, RNA polymerase II-specific. Gene Ontology annotation, cellular component: beta-catenin-TCF complex. The record is from RefSeq and is a predicted model, not a curated record. The transcript has 7 exons. Bases 415 to 720 code for a protein of 101 amino acids. Gene Ontology annotation, biological process: canonical Wnt signaling pathway; regulation of transcription by RNA polymerase II. Lineage: Eukaryota; Metazoa; Chordata; Actinopteri; Perciformes; Sebastidae.